UUUGUAACACCACCACCCACCACCACCACCACCACCGCCGCCUCCUCCGUCGCCUCUUCAAUUUCCAAAACCCAAUGUCAAUCAUAAGAUCUCAUCCUGUGAAAGCCCUAAUUUUAUUAUACACAGAGAGCCCGUAUUAACACAAUUCCAUGGCUGCCGCUUCCUCAUCUCCUCCCGAUGGAGCACCACCACCACCGGAGCACGAACCCUCCACACGAGAACCCCCUCAAACCUCACCGCACUCCACUGUUACACCUAAGAAAACUGCUCCUCUGCCAUGGACUCACAUGGAGACUGUACACCUCAUCGAAGCAUACCAGGAGAAAUGGUACUCUCUGAAGAGAGGCCAGCUUAAGGCCAGCCAAUGGGAAGAAGUCUCUAACUCUGUCUCUGUUCGGUGCGGCUACGACGAACCCUCGAAGACCGCUACUCAGUGCCGCCACAAGAUGGAGAAGCUUCGCAAACGCUACCGCUCAGAGAAACAGCUUUUGUCUCCCUCUGCUUGGCCUUUCUUCAACUACAUGGAUCGUAUGGAACGCGGGCCUUUCCCCGUCGCUGCGCGUCCCAUCUCCUCUUCCGUUGAUUAUCUGCAUCGAAACAGAGAAGAUGACAAUGAAGACGAUGAUGAUGACGGUGAUGAAGACGCUAAUAAAUCUCGAAGCAUCAAUCACAUUCUUCGAAGACCACCAAUGGCAUCACGGUAUCCUCCCCCGCAGUGGAGUAUUGGGGCUGGAGUUGGAUUUGGAGUAGAAGGGCCUCCUGGGGUUUCUAGGUUUUUGAGGAAUCCGAUGUUUCGCAAGAGAAAGUCGUUCGAGAUGGAUGAGGUGGAGGAAGAGGGAGUUGAUCCGAUAUCGGAAUUGGCUUCGGUAGUUAGAGCAUUUGGGGAAGGGUUUGUUCAGAUAGAGAAUAUGAAGAUGGAGAUGAUGAAGGAGAUUGAGAGGUAUAGAAUGGAGAUGGAGACCAAGAGGACGGAGAUGAUUCUCGAAUCCCAAAGCCGCAUCAUCGACGCCAUUGCCAAAUCCCUUGGCUCUCAUAAGUCCAAGAAAACCCAGGAGAUUUGAAGGUUCAAGUUUCAACUUCCCCCCUCCCCCCUCUUCUCUCUCUCUCUCUCUCUCUCAAACAUUUCACAGUUCAAUUUUCGCUACCUUUCUCCCAUCCCCCCUUUUUCUUUUUCCCUUUUAUAUCUCUUAGAUUAGAUUUUCCCUCUUUUUGUUGUUUUUUUCCUAAUAAAGAAUUGCUCCGGGUAUAUUGUAUAUACACAUUUUUGUAUAGUUGAGGAUGCUCUGUGGAUGCUUUAGAAGUGCAAUAAAAUAGUUUCUUGGUUCA
This is a messenger RNA of Macadamia integrifolia, 1326 nucleotides long. RefSeq lists its product as uncharacterized. The record is from RefSeq and is a predicted model, not a curated record. Lineage: Eukaryota; Viridiplantae; Streptophyta; Magnoliopsida; Proteales; Proteaceae. Gene Ontology annotation, molecular function: transcription cis-regulatory region binding. Bases 150 to 1061 code for a protein of 303 amino acids. Gene Ontology annotation, cellular component: nucleus. The transcript has a single exon.